AUGUGCGGCUGGUGGUGUGCAAAGGGAGGGACCAGGGACCGCGCUCAGACUUCUCCUGACGUCAAGAAAAGAAAAAAAAGACGGACGUGUGAGGCGGACGUAGCGCAUUUCAAACAAAGCAGCUGCUCCAUACUCGCUCAGGGAAAUAAAGUGAUCCUUUUGCUGGACGCCAGCGUCAGUGGAGGGGCAGACCUGGACGACGUCUCCUCCUCAACUCCUGGAAGUGGACGGAAAAGAAAACGAGUCUCAAAUGUCCCUCCCGUAGACACGAUUGCUGUAUGUCAUGAACUCUUCAACGCUGUCAGAGACUAUAAGGAUCGACAAGGGAGGCAGCUGUCUGAACACUUCCUAAGGGUGCCAAAAAGGAGGAAUCAGCCGGAUUACUAUGACGUGGUGUCUCAGCCAAUCGACAUGACAAAGAUUCAAUCCAAACUGAAGUCGGAGGAUUAUAACGAGGUUGAGCAUCUGACUGCAGAUUUUCGACUCAUGUUCAACAAUGCCAAGUCUUUCUUCCAGAAUGACAGUGAGGAAUACCAAGCCGCGUGCAAAUUGUGGGAAGUGUAUCUGCAAACGAGAAAUGAGUUUGUUCAACCUGGAGCCGAUGAUGAUGAUGAGGAAGAUGGUGACGACAUGGAUAAUACUGGGAUGUCUACAGAGGAGGAGACCCCAACUGCGAGUUUGAAAGAGGUGUUAGAACAACUCCUGGAAGCCAUUGUUUCUCAUUCUGAUCCCUCAGGGCGCGCCAUCAGUGAGCUUUUCCAGAAACUGCCUUCCAAAGUGCAUUAUCCUGACUACUAUGCUGUUAUUAAGGAGCCCAUUGACCUCAGAACAAUUACUCAAAGAAUACAGUAUUCAUUUUAUAAGAGUGUCAAUGCUAUGGCCAAGGACAUUGAUCUCAUGGUGAAAAAUGCCAAAGCAUACAACGAACCAGGAUCUCAGGUUUUUAAGGAUGCAAACGCUAUCAAAAAAGUUUUCCUGCAGCGAAAGGCAGAAAUUGAGCAUGGGGAGCCAACUAAAUCCAGUAUUCGCAUCAGAAAUCGUAAGUCUGGUCAGCCCGAUCAGCUCUCUGGUGUUGGCACAACUCUCCAUUAUGGAUCUGAGAGUGAGGAUGACCCUGGGAUGUCCGUAUCUAUGGGUUUUGAUGAAGGGGAGUCUGAGUCAGAAAGUCAAUCUUCCACUGUAGACGCUGUGAACCCCAUAUUCCAGCUUUUUGAAGCCAUAAGAACCUCCAGAAACAGCCAGGGUCAACCAUUUUCAGAACCAUUUCAGCAACUCCCCUCUCGUCGUGAAUACCCCGACUACUAUCAACGAAUCAAGAAUCCCAUUUCAAUUACUCAGAUCAGGCAAAAAAUGAAAUCCGGCGACUAUGACAAUCUUGAUCAAAUUGAAGCGGAUUUGAAUUUGAUGUUUGAGAAUGCAAAGCGUUACAAUAUGCCCAACUCCAGCAUAUACAAGCGUGCUUUUAGGCUUCAGCAGAUCCUGCAGGCUAAAAAGAAAGAACUUAUGAGAAGAGAUGAAGAUGAUGGAGACAGUAUAUUAUCGUCUGAUGCUGGAAGUGUCAAACGAAAAGUUUAUAGAAAAGGCAAAAAGGGGAGAAUGAAGGCAUUAUACGCAGCAGUGAUGGAGGCAAAAGAAGCAGGGACUCACCGUCGCUUAUGUGAGAUGUUUAUGGUCAAACCUUCAAAGAAGGAUUACCCAGACUACUACAAAGUCAUCCUCGAGCCCAUGGACCUGAAAACCAUUGAGGCCAACAUCAAAUCUGACCGCUACAACAGAGAGGAAGCACUGUUGGACGACAUGAAGCUAAUGUUUCGCAAUGCCAGACAUUACAACGAGGAGGGCUCACAGGUUUAUAAUGAUGCUGAUAUUUUGGAGAAGAUAAUUAUUGACAGACGCAAGGAGUUAGGACCUGCACCUGAUGAAGAAGAUGUGGGAUCCCCCAAAAUCAAACUCAGGAAGAGUGGUGCCUCCCCAAAGAAGUCCAAAUAUCUCACUCCUCUCCAGCAGAAGUUAAAUGAGGUCUAUGAAGCGGUGAGAAACUACACAGAUCGCAGAGGCAGGCGUCUCAGCACAAUCUUCCUCCGUCUUCCGUCUCGAUCAGAGUUACCCGACUACUAUGCCACCAUCAAGAGGCCCAUCGACAUGGAGCGGAUCCGGAGCCACAUGGCAGGCGGACGCUACCAGGACAUAGAUUCUCUAGUGGAGGAUUUUGCCCUGAUGUUUAAUAACGCCUGCAUGUACAAUGAGCCCGAGUCUCUGAUCUAUCGAGAUGCUCUGGUCCUGCACCGCGUCCUGCUAGAGACCAGGAAACAGCAGGAGGGGACAGAAGACUCCGGACCCCCUUCUGUUGGAGCACAGGUGCGAGAGAUCAUCAGGAACCUGUUUGUGUCUGUGAUGGGACACCAGGACGAGGAGGGUCGCUGCUACAGCGACUCCCUAGCAGAGAUCCCAGCUGUGGAUCCAGCCACUCCAGACAAACCCCCACUUAACCUGGAGGUGGUCCGCAUGAACGUGGAGAGAGGCCGCUACAGGAGACUAGAUCUCUUCCAAGAGCAAAUGUUUGAAGUUUUAGAAAAAGCAAGAAAACUCAACAGAACUGAUUCAGAAAUAUUUGAAGAUGCUGUUGAGCUGCAACAGUUUUUUAUAAAGAUCAGGGAUGAACUAUGCAAAAAUGGAGAAAUUCUGAUGUCAACUGCACUCAACUACACAAUGAAACACCUCCACAAUGAUGUGGAGCAAGAAAAGAGAGAGAAAAUUCCCAAAGAGAUCGAAGAAGACCGCCAGAAGAAGGCUGAGGAGGCUGAAGAAGAGCAGAGGGGUAAUGGUAAAAGUGAGGAUUCAUCCAAUGAGGCGUGGCAAUCUGAGUCUGAUUCAGAGCGUGUGUACAAACAGCACUGCAGCUUUGAAAACAGCACUUAUCGUGUGGGAGACUUUGUUUAUGUGGAACCUUCAGAGCCAAAACUAAAGCCACAUAUUGUCUGCAUUGAACGACUGUGGGAGGACGAAAAGGGUGAGAAGUGGCUCUAUGGCGGUUGGUUUUAUAGACCCAGUGAAACAUUUCAUGUGGCCACACGAAAGUUCUUGGAAAGAGAGGUUUUCAAAGGUGACUACUACAACAAAGUUCCCAUCAGUAAAGUUAUGGGAAAGUGUAUGGUCAUGUUUGUCAAAGACUAUUUCAAACUCCAGCCUGAAGGUUUUCGACCAGAGGAUAUACAUGUGUGUGAGUCUCGCUACACCGCCAGAAACAAGACGUUUAAGAAGAUCAAGAUAUGGGCAAUGCCAACAAGCUCUGUAAAGUUUAUACAACGAGAUGCGCCUCUUCCGGUUGUCAGAGUUGCUUCUAUGUUUGCCAAACCGGACCAGGACAAGCAACUGGCAAUUUCAUAUGCAACUAGCAGCAGCUUUAUGGAGAAGGAGAAGGAGGAAGUCCUGAUGGAGAUGAGUGGAGAUCCUGGCUGUGUGUAUUACGAGCAGCUGCGCUUUAACAACACAUGGGUGAAAGUGGGAGACUGUGUGUACAUUCAGUCACAUGGGUUGUCUAAGCCCAGGGUGGCGAGGAUUGAAAAGUUAUGGAGGCAGAAUGGAAAUGUGCUUUUCUUUGGCCCAAUUUUCAUUCAUCCAGAGGAGACUGCGCAUGAACCCACAAAAAUGUUCUACAAGAAAGAAGUGUUUCUGAGCAAUCUGGAGGAGACCCUCCUGAUGACCUGUGUCAUAGGCAAGUGCAUGGUGUCUUCAUUCAAAGACUACCUGUCUUGCAGACCCACUGAGAUCCCAGAGGAGCAUGUGUUACUGUGUGAGAGCCGCUACAUUGACACUGAGAAGCAAAUGAAAAAGUUCAAGGGACUCAAGCGCUUCUCAUAUUCACCCAAAGUGGUUGAAGAUGAAAUCUACUAUUUCAGAAAGGUGAUAGUGCCUCAAAAGGAGGCGUCACCCUUCUUGACUAAGAAGAUUGAGGAGCUGGAGCUGAAGCUGGCAGAUUUGGAGGACGAUGACAUGGAUGACAUGGACGAUGAUGAAGCCUCCUCGGAGACUCCUCUGAUGCCUCAGAUGCAAACACCUGUGUCCAGUGACAUGGACAUGAUGCAGUACACUCCUUCCCUGUCUACUCCUAAGAUAAAGGGGCUCUCAAAGAAGGAAGGCGCAAAGAGGAAGAUCAACAUGAGCGGAUACAUCCUGUUCAGCAGCGAGAUGAGAGCUGUGAUCAAGGCCCAGCACCCCGACUUCUCUUUUGGGGAACUCAGCCGUCUGGUGGGAACUGAGUGGAGGAAUCUGGAAGCCACCAAAAAAGCCGAUUAUGAAGAGCGUGCAGCCAAGAUUGUGGAGCAACAGGAGCGGGAGAGGCCCCCCCAGAAGCAAGUGUCCCCUAGAGCAGGUACCCCUGUUGGGGCGCUGAUGGGCGUGGUGCCUUCACCCAGCACUUUGGGAAUGACCCCAUCAGGCAUGAUGGGAGCUUACGGUCCACCUUACAUGUCCAUGCAGGGCCCUCAUGAGGGCUUAUUGAGUGUAGCCACUAUGUCACCUCAUCCCCCUGGGAUGCCCCACCUGCCUCAUCACCUUCACCACAUGCCUGGAUACCCAGGCAUGCCCCAUCAGGGAAUUAUAGGCCCAGGAAUGAAUGGCAUGCAAGGAAGCCCAGGACAAGGGAAUUUCAUACAACAGCCUGGCAUGUACAGCCCAGGACAGCUUGCUCCUCCACCCUACCCUGGACAGGGUCAGCCCACACCCCCCAUGUUUGUGGCCCCCCCUCCAAAAACUCAAAGGGUGCUCCAUUCUGAGGCCUAUCUGAAAUACAUCGAGGGCUUGAACGCAGAAUCGACCACCAUAAGCAAAUGGGACCAAACUCUUAGGGUACACCGACGAGAGAGUCACUUGACCAAAGAGCAAGAGAGUCGUCUGCCUGUGCACUGGCUGAAGAGCAAAGGGGCCCACAACACCAUGGCAGAUGCACUGUGGCGACUACCGACUGGAACUUUGUUUCAGACCCCCAAUCAGCUGUUGCACUGCUGUGAUUGUGAAAAGCCCACGAAUAUGUCUCAAAUGCAAUUCCAGUGUCCUUCGAGCCCCAUGCCUGCUGCUCCUGCCCCCCUGCCCCUGGGGCAACAGCAGCAGCCAGGCUACAGCAUCCCCUGUGCAUCUGGCACUCUGCCAUCAGAGAGCGCCAGCCAGCCAGGGAGGAGCUCAGCCCUGCCUGCAGGCUCUGCCACUGCCUUCAGCUCUAACACAGAUUCAAACAUGGCAAACCCUAAAGAGAAGACCCCAAUGUGUCUGGUGAAUGAGUUAGCCCGUUUCAACAAAAUGCAACCUGAAUAUAAGCUUCUGAGUGAGCAGGGGCCGGCUCAUUCCAAGAUCUUUUCUGUCAGGCUCACACUGGGAGAUCAGCACUGGGAGGCAGAAGGAACCAGCAUCAAGAAAGCACAGCACUCGGCAGCUUCAGCUGCUCUGUCUGAAACCACACUCCCCAAACCGACAAUGAGGGCCCAACGCCCCCCUGGAAGGAUUCCAGAUGGCAUCACCCAAAUAAUGGAGCUGAAUGCCAUUUGUAUGAAACUUGGUAGAAAGCCCAUGUACAAAUCUCUGGACCCUUAUCCUGCGAUGAGACCGCCCAACUUCAACUACAAUGUCCGUGGUCCGGGGCCGUACCCACGCUCUAUGCAACAGUACUACUACCCUUUCCCUCCGGUGGGACCAAUGAUAUAUCACAUGGAGCUCUCAGUCGGUGGGCAGCAGUUUUUAGGCAAGGGUCGCACUCGGCAGCUAGCUAAACAUGACGCUGCAAUCAAAGCUCUGAAGGUGCUCCAGAAAGAGCCCAUGUUACAAGAACUGUCUGAGAUGAAUGGAGAGGAAGAGGAAGAAGAGGAGGAAAAUCUCAACAAGUCUGAAAUCAGCCAAGUGUUUGAAACUGCACUUAAACGCAACUUACCGGUCAGCUUUGAGGUUUUAAAGGAAGACGGUCCUCCUCACAUGAAGAGCUUUGUGGUGCGUGUUACAGUAGGACAAUUCAUUGGAGAGGGAGAGGGGAAAAGUAAAAAGAUUGCCAAGAAGCUGGCAGCUGCUGCAGUUCUGGGCGAGUUGAAAAAGCUGCCUCAUAUUCCAACUGUGGAAAAGGCUCUGCCACGCAUCAAAAAGAAAACAAAAUCCAUUGUCAAGCUGCAGACAAGUCCAGAGUAUGGGCAGGGCAUGAAUCCCAUCAGCCGCUUGGCUCAGAUCCAACAGGCCAAUAAAGAGAAGGAACCGGAGUACACUAUGGUGACGGAGAGGGGGUUGCCGCGGCGUAGGGAGUUUGUUAUGCAGGUGACAGUCGGGGGACAGUUCGCGGAGGGAUUGGGACCGAGCAAGAAGGUGGCCAAGAGAAAUGCUGCUGAGAAAAUGCUUGAACUUUUGGGAUAUAAAGUGCCUCAACCACAACCCCCAAAACCGGCAAUCAAGACUGAAGAAAAGGUCCCAGUGAAAAAACCCGGUGAUGGACGGAAAGUGACCUUCUUUGAGCCGGGUUCUGCUGAAGAGGCUGCAAAUGGCACAAAAGAGGAGGAUUUUCGGCUGCCUUACAUGAGCCAUCAGCAGCUUCCCGCCGGGAUCCUGCCCAUGGUACCGGAGGUGGCUCAGGCAGUCGGUGUCUGUCAGGGACCUCCGCCCAGUCGUAUUCAGCCAAACCCGGUAAAGGCCACAUUCACUGCCAUGAUCGCCAACGAGCUGCUAUAUGCAGGAACGUCUCCCACAGCUGAAAACAUCCUGAAGAACAAGAACAACAUGAACCAACUGCCCCAUGGACCCCUCACCCGACCCUCGGAGCAGCUCCACUUUCUGUCCACUGUGCAGGGGCUGCAGGUGGACUACAAAGAUUUCCCCAAAAAUAAUAAGAACGAGUUUGUAUCGCUUAUCAAUUGCUCUUCACAGCCUCCACUUAUCAGUCAUGGCAUCGGAAAAGAUGUAGAAUCCUGUCAUGAUAUGGCUGCACUAAAUAUACUGAAGAUGCUCUCGGAGUUGGACCAACAGGCAAAUGAAAGAACAGGGAAUGGACCAGCAUCUGGGUGUGUAAAGCAGGAAAUGGAAGAUGGCAUCAAACUGGCUAACUCAAACACAAUGGCACACAUCCUGGAUGGCACUGUGUAA
Knipowitschia caucasica is the source of this 7110-nucleotide messenger RNA. NCBI's taxonomy places the organism in Eukaryota, Metazoa, Chordata, Actinopteri, Gobiiformes, Gobiidae. The record is from the annotation of a GenBank genome assembly.